AUGGCCGACCAACUCCCCCAUCCAACUAUUGUCAUGACACCGCCGCCAGUAUCGUCGACGUCGAACCCUCGCCGACCACCCGCUCACCGCUCUGUAUCCCUUCUGCAUUCGCCUCGACGUAAACCACCGCCAGCGAGAGAGCCGAGCGAUUCUUCCAGCGAUGGCCCCGUUUCAAGCACGAGGAAGGUAAAUGGCUCCAUGAAUGGCUCCAAGGGUUCCAGCGAUUCGCCAUCCAGUUUGCAACCGCUCGGAAGAGAUAGUUCUGGCGAGAGCAGCAAUGCUGAAAAGUGGUUCGAAAGGUCCAACAACGAGGUGCGCGACAACAGCGCUCCUUUUGCCGACAAUGACCCUCCGUUUUUCAUGCGCAACUCGUCAUCGUCCGAGACCCCGCCAGAGGCCCAACAGCAGAUGCGACAGUUUCUUGGAGUCAACGACGGUUCAAACUCUUUGCCUCUGCGAACUGGUCUUAUGCACCUGGGUACAGAUGGCAGCAGUACAGAGGACUUCCGCAGCGUCAUCGAUGAUCUCACGAUUGAGAACAAGAAGCUGAAGAGGAGGCUGAAGAAGUACGAGAAACUCCACGAUUCACACCUCCGCGAUGAGAAGUUGUUCGAAGUCAGGAUACAUGGCUUGCCGGCAGAGAAGAAGCGCGAAUUGGAGGAGACUUUGCGCAAAUUCGCAUCCAGCCUGGGAACCAACGGCUUCCCAGCCAACGGCUACGAGGGUCUCUUACCAGUGCUACCGACGCAUAAAACCGCAUCAUCGCAGACAUCUCUACAAAACACCGACUCUGCCUAUGCAUCCAUGUCGGCUUCUGGUCAAGGUUCAUCCGCGCUGUCCGGCGGCGAGACGAGGUAUAAUAAGCAGCAGCAGCAGAGUGGAGUGAAUACGGCGUCUCGUCGACAGAACAUCCAUUCCUACCUGCAUCACAUCCCCGAAGGACUUUUACCUCAGCCCAACCCAACGAACAUGACUGAACGUGCGAAGAAGAAGCUUGUUGUUCGACGUCUUGAACAGAUCUUUGCCGGCAAAGGCGCUAUGCUCGGAGCACACCAACAUCCCAUGCAGCAGCAAGAAGUCUCACAUAUGGCGGCUCGAGCAGAUAGGGCGGCCAACGAAGCGCAAGGCCAGAGGAGUGGCUUGGAAGGUUUCCGUGAGGCCCACAUCAUGAGCCAAAAAGCAGGCGACGCCGCAGAGUUGGCGGAAGCUCAAAACAAAGGCGGCCAAAACGAGCCUUCGGUGGAAGAGUCAUCCCAGGAAAAGCCAACACACCCUCUUACCGAACAAGCUUUACGCGCGAAAGGAAACAAUGGUGAUCAAAGGCCAACCCGUCCACUUGAUCUUGACCCAGACCGCGCGCAAGUACCUGCGGAUAACAUCCGAUAUAUGCGUCACUUGGGCUUUUCCCCUCCGGAUCCAGCAACAUCGACUUCACCCGAGGAAGGACAUGGCUGGGUCUACCUCAACCUGUUGAUCAACAUGGCACAAUUGCAUACCAUCAACGUCACGGCAGACUUCGUGCGUAAGGCUUUGACAGAGAUGAGCUCCAAGUUUGAGUUGUCUGACGAUGGGCGAAAGGUUAGAUGGAAAGGGGGCAAGUCCGUGACGCGGACAAGCAGCAGUGGAGGAGGCUCAUCGAACGAGCGUACCAGCAACGACACUCCUGACCGUAUCAGCCCUCGCAAGCGACCGAAGCUAUCCCACCGUGACAGUCAUCGAUCUGGCACCUCUCAUGCAAAGGCUGGUGCUUCAAAGUCUGCACGCACUCAGGCGGAGAACAAGGUUGUGUACACCCCACUGUUCUUCCACAAGGAUAGCACCGAUAGGACUGAAUCCUCAUCGGAAGAGGAAGAGGAUAGUGAAGAGUCCCCUUAUCCCAUGCCCCUCGCGGGAGACUCCUCAGGAAUGACCAGUUCGGGAAUUCGUACUAUAUCGACUAGACGCAAGAAGCAGCAAGAGGAUGGACCCAUUAUCUUCUACAACAAUGCCCGGUUCUGCACGGAUCUCAGUGGGGACCGCAAAGCGAUCGGAAAUGCUAACGCGCCUCCUUACACCACAGUCACCUCAACACCCGUCGGACAACCCCAAAAACCCGCAGCUGCUGGCUUGUUUGAGAGGCGAGGACCAUUGGCCGAAGCUGUCGAACUGCCAGAGCCCAUGGACAUCGGCGAUAACCCAAUACCUGCCUCCAUGGAGCUUUCCUUCCCACCGCGCUCGCCUAUGGAAUCUCAGAAGAGGAAGUUCGACCCCGUAGAGAUGGAAGUCACCGGCAUUGGCGGCGUUUGGCCCGCAGACAAUUUCGCUAUCGCGGUGGAAAGUCGCCACGCCCGCAUUGAUCAAAGCUCAGCACCUUCUGUUAAGGACAACCUUCCUAACAAGCGAAUUCCCGAGAAGUUCGCCCGCAUUCUGAAGGACUCUGGUCCUGGUCGCAAAAUCCGCGGGGCAAUGCAUAAACAGCAAAUUGUGGCGACAAAUGUCAAGCAACUUCCUCCUUCCGAACUGCCACCAGCGUUGGGCUUCCCCUUCGGCGACGACUCCAUGGGCGACGAUGAGUCUGAUGUGGACGAUGAUAUUUCGGUCUCGCCAGAAUCACCUCACGCCUUCCCACCCUCAGCGGCUCCACAGCCAGUCGAACUGCACUACACGUCUUCGGACGAAGAGGAGGAUGACGAGGACGAUGAUGACGAGAGUGAUGAUGGGUCGCUUGAUCUCCUUGCUGCUGCUCGCCAGAUUGACCCUGAAGCGAUUCGCGAGCAAGAGAGGGAGUAUGAUGCAAACGUCGCCGAGCGCUUGGCUGAGGAGAUUCCUGCCGGCAGUAGUGCUGCAACAGCAGGUGGUGGCAGCGGUUUCGCAUCACCAGCAAGUGGUAUGAAUCGCGAGGAUUAUCAGCGUGCUUUGAAGGAGGCCAGAGCUCGUCCAGCGGAUCUCAAGCGGUCCAAGACAACGGAUAGCAUGAAGGUCCAGAAACCUGCACAAUCUUCUGCAGAGGACUCGGAUGAAGAGAUGGAUCAGUGA
Messenger RNA from Zasmidium cellare ATCC 36951, 3015 nucleotides. RefSeq lists its product as uncharacterized. The record is from RefSeq and is a predicted model, not a curated record. Gene Ontology annotation, cellular component: cytoplasm; nucleus. Gene Ontology annotation, biological process: regulation of DNA-templated transcription; circadian rhythm. The transcript has a single exon. The coding region runs from base 1 to 3015 and encodes 1004 amino acids. NCBI's taxonomy places the organism in Eukaryota, Fungi, Ascomycota, Dothideomycetes, Mycosphaerellales, Mycosphaerellaceae.